GAGCCUCUCCGUCGAGGCGGGCGGCGGCGGCCAAAACGAGCCCUCCAUCCCGGUUCCGACCACCCCGCUCCAACCCCAGCCGCGUCGAGCGAGCGAGGCAGGGAGUGGCCACCGGUGGCGAGGAGCGGCGGGCGAAUCUUGCGGCCAAACCGUCUCGCCAGUCGCCGGACAUGGAGAAGGAGGAGGUCCCGCGGGCCGCGCCCGGCAAGAGAGAGCCCGGUGGAAUCGCGGCGCAGCGAGCGCGGAUCAGCGACUCCGGCGAGACCGCGGACGAUUUCAUCAGCAGGCUCCCCGACGUAGUCCUCUGCACCAUCAUCUCCCUCCUCCCCACCAAGGACGGCGGCCGCACGCAGGCUCUCUCCCGCCGGUGGCGCCACCUGUGGCGCUCCGCGCCCCUCAACCUCGAGGUCCUCACCCGGCUUCCAGACGACCCCAUCCCCACCCACUCCGUCUCCCCCUCCGCCGUCUCUGACAUAAUCUCCCGGCACCACGGCCCCGCCCGCCGGUUCUACUUCCACUGCCUCCGGGACGACGAGGUCUACGCCCAGGCGGAAAGCUGGUUCCUCUCCCGGGCCCUCGCCAACCUCCAGGAGCUUGAUGCCAGCUACGGCAACCUCCCGCUGCUGCCGUCGGCGCUCCGCUCGGCGUCCACCCUCCUCGUUGCCAAGAUCAGCCACUGUGAUCUCCCAGGCGAGAUUGUUCCAAGCUUUCCCCUCCUCAAGCAGCUCACCCUAGUGUACGUUUCCAUCUCAGCGGACGGCUUCCACACACUGCUCUCUAGUUGCCAUGCCUUGGAGAGCUUAUGUAUGUCCCAAGUUCGUGCUGCCGGUUGCCUCCGUGUUAGCUCGCCAACUCUUAAGAGCAUUGGCUUCCGUGAUAACCACAGUGAGGAAACAGAGCUGGUCAUAGAGGAUGCUCCUCGCCUUGUGAGGUUACUAUUACCCUAUUGUUAUCUAGAUGAUUGUGUGACUAUCAGGGUAAUUUGGGCGCCUAAGCUGGAGAUAAUGGGCCCUUUUGCAGCCUUCGUCUCCAAGCUCCUACUCUUCCAGAGAAAAAGCCCAGUCAGCUCAGCAAACUCGAUGCACACUGUGAAAGUUUUGGCUCUCAAAUCUUCUGAAAAUAAAUUGCACGCAGUUCUUAACAUCCUCAGGUGGUUCCCCUGUUUGGAAAAGCUCUAUGUCACUUUUCAUAAACGCUAUGAGAUGGGUGCGAAAGAUGAGCCUCAGUAUGACCCACAGCAUCCAAUUGAAUGCCUACAGACCCAUCUCAAAAAUGUGGUGUUUAAGUUAUAUUCGGGCAAUGGGAAACAGGUUGACUUUGCCAGAUUCAUUGUUUUGAAUGCGGAAGUGCUAAACAAAAUUGUAUUUGAAGUACAUGGUGACUACAGCAGUGAAUCAGUGGCUUUUCAGCACGGGCUGCUACAUGUGAAAAACAGAGCUUCUCGAGAUGCUCAAUUUGAAUUCAGGAGUACACAUGUUCGUAAUAAGUACCUUGGUGACGAGCAUAUCCAUGAUUUGUCAGUGUCCGACCCCUUCAGACAGCCAUAGACAGGGUUGAUGCCUGAAGAUUACACUGUCUUGUGCUCAUUUUGUAGAUGGUGUUGAUGCCUGAAGAUUGUCAUUUGCAUAUGUUUGCUCUAUAUCAUUUGCAAAAGUACCGUAUGAAGUCGCGCCUGUUAACACUGAGGAAAAAUCAAAUGGGGAGGGAUGCGAAAAAAUAACGCUGUAAGUUGUAUCUGGAGGCAGCUGGUAAGUGGUAAGCCCAUCUGCCAAAAACUCCCCCGGUCUUAUCCUGUGCAAUCAUGGCUUUGUUCUGCCUAUGCUGGGCUAGAAACACAUGCUUGUGUUGAUACUCAAUUGUCUUUUCAGUUGCCUGCAGAAGCACUGAGAUGUUUGAUGCUUAGGAAAGGUCACCUCUGGCCUAGACCUCUAUGAUUUUCUAGCUAGGAAGGAGAUGCUUCUGUAGUUUUCAAGGUGUUCUAUCAGAUAGAAAUUUUGCUAAUGAUCAAGAUGCUUCGGUUGCCUACUGGUUGAUCCGUUAUUCAGGUUGAGUUUACUGAAAUGAAAUUGGUCGCAUCCUUGUAAGAUUUGCAAGUAAUUUGCCUAACAGCAUUGAAUUGGGGCUAAAGGCCUGACAGGAGAGUUGGCUUUGCCUGGGACUCUGAUGUAGUACUAUACUGCUUCUUAACCUGUUAUCAACAUUAAUACAGUACUAGAUAAUUAUUCA
Messenger RNA from Triticum dicoccoides, 2226 nucleotides. Its product is annotated as F-box/FBD/LRR-repeat protein At5g56420-like. Gene Ontology annotation, molecular function: protein binding. The record is from RefSeq and is a predicted model, not a curated record. Lineage: Eukaryota; Viridiplantae; Streptophyta; Magnoliopsida; Poales; Poaceae. The transcript has 3 exons. The coding region runs from base 171 to 1547 and encodes 458 amino acids.